Ambispora leptoticha is the source of this 510-nucleotide messenger RNA. Lineage: Eukaryota; Fungi; Glomeromycota; Glomeromycetes; Archaeosporales; Ambisporaceae. The record is from the annotation of a GenBank genome assembly.
AACCUGAGAACGAAAUAAAUAUUACUGACUCCAUAUUAGAAAAACCAACAAAUCAGCUUCCAGAAAACCUUGAAAAUAUGUCUAAUCCAUAUUUUACUAAUUUUACUGAAAUGUGUUUUUUUACUUGGGUGACUAAGCACUCUAUUUCAACUGCAGCCUAUCAGGAACUUGUGGCUAUUAUUUCAAAUAGUCAAUUCAACCCUCUUGAAAUGCUGCGAAACAUACGUUCAUUGAAGCGAUAUCGGCUAAGACUACCUAGUCUUCCGAUUCAUCAACAUAAAGUUUGCAUAAAUAUUCACAAAUCACCCUCUAAAUCGUUAUCAUUCAAAAAUGCAUAUACGUUAUCGAUAAUUGACCAUAUACAACAAGUCCUUAAAAAUCUCAAACUUUUCUCCAAGAUGUAUUUCGGUCCCGGAGUUGAAGGUGAAGAAAGAAAAGAAUUCUGGCAUGGAUCAAUUUGGUCUGAAUCCCCACUGUUUAGUGACGAUACGCUAAAAGUCACAUCUUCAG